This is a messenger RNA of Marchantia polymorpha subsp. ruderalis, 2136 nucleotides long. The record is from the annotation of a GenBank genome assembly. Lineage: Eukaryota; Viridiplantae; Streptophyta; Marchantiopsida; Marchantiales; Marchantiaceae.
GAACUUCCACGUCUCGAAGUGCCGGCCGACCGGACGGACGAAUAAACGGACGGACGGGCAGACAGACGGUCGUCCAAUACGCAAGGAGACUAUGAGCCUGUGAAGACUAGAAGCAGGGGUUUAGAGUGGAGGAAUGGAGGAAGGGAAGACAACGUAUUGAUCGAUUGAAUACGAAGAUUGAUCAGAAACUCCUGAGUCCUGCCUGACUCCUCACUGUCACGUCUCGCGUCUUGCAUCUGCCUCUUCUUUUCAACUCUUGUACUCAGUCAAGCUUCGAAAGUCCCGAAGGUUCCGGCCGCGGGCUCGGGGCAAGGGAGAAGCGCAUCCGUGUGACUAUAUGAUUUGUUGUCAGAGGACUACAAGUCGUCGGCGUUGUGGGAUCUCAGUAAGGAAGCAAGCUCCAGGAUAGAGGGCUCUCAAAUUGGUCGACUGAACAGCUUCCUUAGCUGUGGCCAUCGUUGAUUUAAAUAGUGGAUCCUCGAGAAGGUGUUGUCGUCUUACUCUACGGUGGACGACUUGGGCCAGAUAGGGGAGUUUCAAGAUGGGGUUGAAGUCUACUGCUUUAAAAAGCUUAAAUGCCUUCCCAAGGGCAGAGGAGCACUUGACUCAGAAAACCACUUCCGGAGCAGCUGUGACAAUAUGUGGAUUGGUCCUGAUGUUAACUCUUUUCAUACACGAGCUUAGCUUUCAGCUCAGUACAGUAAUAGUACAUGAGAUGUCUGUCGACGUGAAGCGGGGACAAAAGCUUCCUAUCGUCAUCAACAUGACCUUUCCUGCCCUUCCUUGCGCAGUCCUCAGUCUUGAUGCCAUCGAUAUGUCAGGCAAGCAUGAGGUCGACCUUGACACAAAUAUUUGGAAAAUCCGGGUAAAUAAGGACGGCUAUAUUUUGGGAUCUGAAUACGUUUCAGAUCUUGUGGAAGGAGAGCACACCACCGAUGUGGCCAAAGAGGAAGCCGCGGCGAAGAAGGCUAUGGAGGAUGCUGGACAUAUACAUCACGAAUCACAUGGGGAAGAUGCCCAUGGUCAUUUCCAUGAGCAUAAGAUGAUGGGGGAUCCACAAAAAGUAGUCAAACAGAUAAAAAAGGCUCUCGAAGAGCGAGAAGGUUGCCGGAUUUUCGGUGUGCUUGAUGUUGAAAGAGUGGCUGGAAACUUUCACAUAUCUAUGCAUGGUCUGAGCAUCUUCGUUGCACAACAGGUUUAUGCGAGUGCAUCCGAUGUAAAUGUGAGUCACGUCAUACACGAUCUAUCAUUUGGCCCAAAAUAUCCAGGCCUUCACAACCCACUUGAUGGCACAGAACGCAUUCUGAGGGAUGAAAGUGGAACGUUUAAGUAUUUCCUCAAGAUUGUUCCAACAGAGUACAGCUAUUUGAAUGGAAUAGUCAUGCCCACAAAUCAGUUUUCGGUGACCGAGUACUUCAUGUCAGCUAAGGUUUACGAGCGCAAUUGGCCAGCUGUAUACUUUGUAUACGACCUAUCGCCCAUAGCUGUAAAUGUCAGGGAAGAACGCCGCCAUAUUGGCCAUUUUUUUACUCGAAUUUGUGCUGUUUUGGGAGGAACAUUUGCAGUUACAGGAAUGCUGGAUCGAUGGGUCUACCGACUUGUAGAAUUCGUGUCAAAUUCUAACAAGGGCAAAAGUGUGAUGAGAUAACUUCCACUAUAGAUCCCUGGCCAUUUUGAUCAUACGUUCUCACCCUUAACGAAGGGUCACGAGCAGGGUCGAGCUUAUUGAUGACAGUGAAGGACAUUUACCGUAUCGGAGAUUUAAUCUCCUCGGUGUCAAGCAUGGUGUUCGCAAAAUGCCAUCCACCCUCUGCGGUAAUUGGUGAACGUUUGUCAAAGAUCACACGGAUGGAAGGUGCUCGGCAGUUUUUUGAUACAAAGUACACACGAUGAGUGAUUUACUUCUUCCAACACAAGCAACGCGUCCACUAUGCAGGAGACCCAUUACUUUGCUACUGAUGUGAUAUAUUCUGAACGUCUACAAACCUCCCGUCUUGUCUUGUCUUUGUCUUUUCGCAUCUUUGUUAGCAUUGUCGCAUUGGGCUUGUUAUUUUUCGCUUCUGACAUUUAUUAUCGCAUCAAAUGCACGAACCGACUAUACCUACUGGAUCAACUUCAUACAUGCAAGGGCACGCG